Parasteatoda tepidariorum (common house spider) is the source of this 2103-nucleotide messenger RNA. NCBI's taxonomy places the organism in Eukaryota, Metazoa, Arthropoda, Arachnida, Araneae, Theridiidae. The record is from RefSeq and is a predicted model, not a curated record.
AUGGAGGAGGGAAUAAUAGAAGAAGUAAAGAAUAAUUGUGAGGAAAAUGUACACUACCUACCUCAUCGUGCAGUUAUAAAACCGAAUAGCACCACCAAAAUUAGACCCGUAUUUGAUGCUUCAGCUAAGGCCAAAGGUUUUCCAAGUUUAAAUGAUUGCUUAGAGAAGGGUGAAAAUCUUAUUGAAUUGAUACCUAGCAUUUUGAUGUGGUUUAGGACUGAGAGAAUUAGUGUCGUUUCAGACGUACGUAAAGCCUUCUUACAAAUCGGACUUACUGAAACUGAUAGGAAUUACUUAAGAUUUUUAUGGCUUAGUGAUGCAGGCUUGAAGGUUUACAGGCAUUGCAGGGUAGUAUUUGGAGUAACCUGUAGCCCAUUUUUGCUAUCCUCAACUAUCAAAUACCUUCUUAUGAAUGUUUCGAAAGAAAUAAGCGAACGAAAAGCUACUUAUCCUGAAUAUGUUGUACAAAAACUAAUGAAAAGUUUUUAUGUGGACAAUUGUGUGACGAGGGUCAAGGAUACAGAAGAAUUGAAUAUGUUUGAAAGAGUUUCUACUGAAAUAAUGGCAAGUAGAAAAUUCGAUUUUAGAGGGUGGGAGUACACCGAUUUAACCGAGGAAAAUUCACAGCCACCUACAAAUGUUCUUGGUAUGAGUUGGGAUAAGAAAUAUGAUACUCUUCAAGUGAGUACAGGUUGCAUUAAAGAGCUUAACAUUGAGAAAGUAACGAAAAGAACCAUCCUGUCAGCUGCACAUAGACUUUUUGACCCCUUGGGUAUGAUCUGUCCUGUAACGUUGAUCCCAAAAUUGCUCCUUCAGAGCAUUUGGAAGUUGAAACUGAAUUGGGAUGAUGAUGUUGAUGGAAACAUCAGAAGAAACUUUUUAAAAUGGAUUGAAGGUGUACUGUACAUUGAGAAAAUUAAUAUUCCAAGAUAUUUUGGACUGAGUGGAGCCAAGAAGUCUUCCAUUCAUUUCUUUUGUGAUGCGAGAAGUAGAGUAGCCCCUACAGGAAAAGGAGAAAUUACAAUAGCACGACUUGAACUUCUGGCAGCAGCUAUUGCAUCUUGUCUUUCAACUUCAAUUUUGUCUGAGGUAACUCAUGAUGAAGUGUUUUUUUCUCAGAUUCCACAACUGUUUUGGCCUGGAUCAAAAGAAGUGAACCAUGGGCCAUUUUUGUUUAUAAUAGAGUGCGUGAAACGUGAAAUCAGAGAGCAGACUAAUGUUAACACCUGGAGGCAUGCUCCUGGGACGAUGAAUCCAGCUGAUUCGCCAAGUAGAGGAUGUUCGGUGCAACAGCUUCUGCGAUUGCAACGGUGGGAGGAUCUCAGUUGGUUGCACUUACCUCAAGAAUUGUGGACUUCGUCUGAAGAUGUCGUUAAUGAGGAGGAAGUGAACUGUGAGAAAAGAAAAGGUGUCACAACCUCAAUGAUAAAUUUUGAAGUGACUAAACUUUUGAGUUCUAAUAUUUCUGAUAAUCGAAAAAUUGUACAUACUAUGGCGUGGGUGACGAGAUUCCUUUUUAAUUGCAAAAAUGAAGAGAGAAGAAAAGGAGAUCUUUCUGUAAAGGAAUUAGAGGAAGCUGAGAAAACCACUGUAUACUUGAUACAACAGGAGUCAUUUGCAAGAGUUUCAGAUAAAAACCUUAAAACUCUAGAUAUAAUUAUUGAUAAGAAAGGAAUCUAUAGAUUAAAAACAAUUGUAUAUAAGAUAGAUGAUUUGGAAGAGUUUAGAACACCUGUUGUUUUACCAGGAGAGCAUCCUAUAGUAAAACGUUUAGUACUGUCUGAACAUAAGAAAAGGGGACAAGCUGGUGAUUCAUACACAUUGAAUUCUCUUAGAGAAAGAUUUUGGCGGCUGUGUGGUAAAGGAGAAGUAAAAUCUGUAUCGAUAUCUUGCGUAGUAUGCAAGCGUUUUCCUGCCAAACCUAUAGACCCACCAACUGCAUCUCCACCAAGUGAGAGAGUUCAAGAUGCAGCUGUUUUCCAAGUAAGGGAUGUGGACUUUGCUGGUCCUGUGAUUUUGAAAGACAAUUCAAAGGGCUGGAUAUGUAUUUUUACCUGUGCCGCUUAUUUUACAGGGAGUGGACAAGUUGUUAAAAAGGUAUGA